This is a messenger RNA of Coregonus sp. 'balchen', 3519 nucleotides long. The record is from the annotation of a GenBank genome assembly. Lineage: Eukaryota; Metazoa; Chordata; Actinopteri; Salmoniformes; Salmonidae.
GUCAACCAUGACGGCCAAACGUGCAGGUCUGAUCACCGACUCAUACAAGGUGGUGAAGAGAUCCAGGAGAGAGGAGAAGAGAGAGAAGAGGGCCCCAUCGCCUCCCCAAAAGGGUUAGACAUGUGUGUGUGUGUGUCCAGCAAACCACACAGCAGUCAUACAAGACAGAUGGAACAUUGUAAUAGAGUAUGAAAUUGAACUACUGUUUUCAAAUGACACCCAAAUCAUUUUAUUGAGAUAAUGAAUAGAACACUAGAAUAGUUGUAUUGGUCUCUGUAGAGGAAAUGAGUGAUUCAGUGAUGCAACUCAACUUGUCAAUAGAGCACUAUUUCCCCAGCUGUAUGUGAUUGGUCAUGGUGGUGUCACUCUAACGUCGCUUCCUGUCUGUCGUCCAAUCAGACGCUGAGCCGCGCCCCCUCACGGCCAGAGAUAAAGAGCUGCAGGAGCUGAGACAGUUUGACCUGGACUGGCGGUAUGGACCCUGCACAGGUACCCUGCAGCAACCGGUGUUAACUAUCUGACAACAUAUUUUUAAUACAGUUAUUCAUAAUAACAAUAUGCAGCACAGUGGCGCGCCAAUGUUUAAUCUUUGCACGGUCCUUUUAUCUUGUAAUUUUUUUCCUCUCCUGUUACGUAUUGCUUUGUGAAUUGUUUUAAUCCAAUCCAAUUGUUUUCCUUCCUGUAUCUCAUAGUGUUAUAUGAUCUACAGUAGCAUUCCUACUCCCUCUCUACUCACACUCUCUCUCUCUAUCAGGUAUCAGUCGUUUGCAGCGGUGGGAGAGAGCUGCACAGCAUGGGUUAAACCCCCCUCAGGAGAUCAGAGAUAUGCUGCUCAGCGCAGACACAGACCCAGACUACACACACUGGUACUAUCAACAAAAUAGUACACACACAACGCACAAGCAGAUGCGCACACACACACACACACACAAAUGCAUGUACAUUCUUAGAAAAAAGGGUUCCAAAAGGGUUCUUCGGCUGUUUCCAUAGGAUAAUCAUUUUGGGUUCCAGGUAGAACUCUUUUGGGUUCCAUAUAGAACCCUCUGUGGAAAGGGUUUUACAUGGAAACCAAAAUGGUUCUAUCUGGAUGUCACACCCUGGUUCUGGCACUCAUUAUGUUGAGCCAGGGUGUGUGCAUUCUAUGUGUUUAUUUCAAUGUUGGUAGUUCUGUUGUGUCUAUUUCUAGGUUGUUGUAUGUUUGUAUUGAGUGACUCCCAAUCGGAGGUAACGAGUGUCAGCUGUCGGCUCGUUAUCUCUGAUUGGGAGCCAUAUUUAUACUGUGUGUUUUCACCUUGGGGUUGUGGGUUUUUGUUCCGUGUCGGUAUUGUUAACCGUUGGACUUCACGAGUCGUGUUUUGUUUUGCAUGCUUUAAUUAAAUAAAGUAAUGUUUCUUUCACACGCUGCGCCUUGGUCUACUCACUCCUACGACGAUCGUGACAGAAAAACCCACCACAAAAGGACCAAGCAGCGUGUCCAGGAGCAAGGUGAUUGGACAUGGGAGGAAGCGCCGGGUAAGGAGAUCGAGAGGCUGGCGAUGGCCCAGGUGGGCAAAUCGUGGUCCUGGGAGGACAUGCUCGGGGGCAAGGGACCUUGGGGGAGGAUCAAGGCCCUGGCGAGAGAGGAGCAACGGCGGCAGCAGGGCCAUCGUCGGAAGGACGAGAGGCAACCCCAAUAAAUUUUUUGGGGGGGGCACAUGGCUUGGGCGGCUGGGCAGCAGGAGGCUGCCACAGGGCAAUUUGGAGAGGAGGCCACCGGGUUUUGGGGGCCAGAAGGCAGGUUGGCGGAGCCUGGAUGGAGAGCAGAGCCAACUCCCCGUACUCAGGCAUGGCAGCAUGAGACUGGGCAGGUUCCGAGGUAUGCGGAGCUGCGUACUGUGCCACGAGUGGUCCGGCACAGUCCUGUACGUCCUGUGCGAGCACCCCGCACGUGUUGUGCGAAGGUGGGCAUGCAGCCAGGACGGAGUGUGCCGGAUCAGCGCUCGCGGCCUCCAGUGCCUCUCCUCGGUCCCGGAUAUCCUGCGCCAGUGUCGCGUGCUGUUAUGCCAGUACGGGUACACAGCCCUGUACGUCCUGUGCUGAUGCCUCACACAGAGUGUGUGAAGGUAGGUAUUCAGCCAGGACGGGUUGUGGCAGCUCUUCACUCCAGGUCUCCUAUCCGUCUCCUCAGCCCGGUCCGGCCCAGUCCUGCUCCCCGCACCAAGUCUACGGUGUGCGUCGACAGCCCUGCCCGACCUGUUCCUGCUCCACGCACCAAGUCUACGGUGUGCGUCGACAGCCCAGUCCGGCCCGUUCCUGCUCCCCGCACCAAGUCUACGGUGUGAGUCGACCAGCCAUGCCCGGAACCUGUUCCUGCUUCCACGCACCAAGUCUACGGUGUGCGUCGACAGCCCAGUCCGGCCCGUUCAUGCUCCCCGCACCAAGUCUACGGUGUGCGUCGACAGCCCUGCCCGACCUGUUCCUGCUCCAACGCACCAAGUCUGCGGUGUGCGUCGACAGCCCAGUCCGGCCCGUUCCUGCUACCCGCGCCAAGUCUACGGUGUGCGUCGACAGCCCUGCCCGACCUGUUCCUGCUCCACGCACCAAGUCUACGUGUGUGCGUCGACAGCCGCCCCGUCCGCACCAAGCUACGGUGUGCGUGCCUGCCCUGUCCUGCCCCGCACCAAACAUGGUGUGCGUCGCCAGCCCAAGUCACGCACAAACUACGGUGCGGUCGAGAGAGGAGAAGAGAGAAGAGGGCCCCAUCGCCUCCCCAAAAGGGUUAGACUGUUGUGUGUUGUCCAGCAAACCACACAGCAGUCAUACAAGACAGAUGGACAUUGUAAUAGAGUAUGAAAUUGAACUACUGUUUUCAAAUGACACCCAAAUGAUUUUAUUGAGAUAAUGAAUAAACACUAGAAUAGUUGUAUUGGUCUCUGUAGAGGAAAUUAGUGAUUCAGGUGAUGCAACUCAACUUGUCAAUAGAGCACUAUUUCCCCAGCUGUAUGUGAUUGGUCAUGUGGUGUCACUCUAACUUCGCUUCCUGUCUGUCGUCCAAUCAGACGCUGACCGCGCCCCCUCACGGCCAGAGAUAAAGAGCUGCAGGAGCUGAGACAGUUUGACCUGGACUGGCGGUAUGGACCCUGCACAGGUACCCUGCAGCAACCGUGUUAACUAUCUGACAACAUAUUUUUAAUACAGUUAUUCAUAAUAACAAUAUGCAGCACAGUGGCGCGCCAAUGUUUAAUCUUUGCACGGUCCUUUUAUCUUGUAAUUUUUUUGUUUUCCUCUCUCUGUUACGUAUUGCUUUGUGAAUUGUUUUAAUCCAAUCCAAUUGUUUUCCUUCCUGUAUCUCAUAGUGUUAUAUGAUCUACAGUAGCAUUCCUACUCCCUCUCUACUCACACUCUCUCUUAUCAGGUAUCAGUCGUUUGCAGCGGUGGGAGAGAGCUGCACAGCAUGGGUUAAACCCCCCUCAGGAGAUCAGAGAUAUGCUGCUCAGCGCAGACACAGACCCAGACUACACACACUGGUACUAUGAACAA